GAGUUGGGGUGCAUCAUUGUGGAAUUUCCUACCGAAGGUGGUGCCGAGGUGCCUUUGGAAGGUUACAUUCCCAGAACCAUGCAGAACGCCCGUUACAACUCGGACGCUUUGAUGCCUGUGAUGCAAAAGAUGAGUGGUGCUUUCGACAAGGUUCCUGAACUUGCAAGUUUGUGCCAUGAGUUCAAGAAGUUGGCCUUGUCGGAGCAUCGCAAUCCUACGAAGGAUCACAUCAUGGACCAGGCGUGGUCUGUCCGGUACUUGUUCGGCGUGACGAAGCAUCUGCUCUACAAGCCUGAUACUGUCUUCUUGGGGUUGCUACGCGCAUUUGCGGUGGACAUUGAGAAAUGGCAAGCGGCUCAGUUGCCUUACCUUCGAAGCGCCAAGGAAGGCUUUGAAUUUGGAAAAGAAAAUCUCCAGAUGCCCAAUGAUGGACUUCACUUUGUGCAGAAUGACGCUUCGAACCAAAAGACCGCCUCACCUAAGACUGGACCUGUAAAGCAGAUUGCGCCUCCACCUGUGGAGAGGAAGGGUGCAGCGCCGCCGAGUCCAACUGUGAAGCCAAAGCCUGGUGGAUGUGAGGGAUUGAAGGCAGACCAGCUGAAAACGACUGCUGGAGCUGUCGAGCCGGUUGCUGCUCCUCUCAAAUCCAAAAAUGCCCCCACAACACCAAGUCUUCUGGCUUUGGCCGUGCGACGCCGACACCUUCAGGAGCAGUUCCUUGGCAUUUUUCAUUUCAGUCUCGGCUUGUUGCUUGGUUCUUAUUGGUAUGCAUGCCGGCGCCGCAUGCAAUUCAGGCUCCAGAUUGCCAAGAUGAGAGCUGAAGAGGCCUUGGAGGCCAGCUCAACGACCGCUCUUGGUUCCGCUAUGGACGCUGCCACCACGCUUCCUUUUGAGCCUGCUGGUGACAUGGCAACUGCAGCGAUGCCUUCUCCUGAGCCUGUGUUGAAGUUGCCUUUCGAGGAAAACUUUUCCGCUGAACCGAAGCAGCCAAAAAUCGAAGAGAUUUCGGAUGAUGAUGUGGAGAUGCCAGCGCAGGCUGAGGCUGGAAGCGAGGCUCUGGAACCAUCUUCAGAGACAGGGCGGGAGAAUGAUCCCCCCAAGGAGUUGGAGACUUGCAAUGAUACGUCUUCUCGGCCAGCCUGCGGCCCUUCUUCUCCUGCACUGGUGGAAGAUGCGCAUCCUCCGGGGCCUUCUGCAUCUGCGGCAAAGGACGGCUUGGACGUUGCGAUUGCUGCUGAAGCUUCUUCACUUGCUGAGCCGCUGCAGUCCCCCGAGGAGGAUUUGAGGAAGAAACAGUUGGCUUUCAAGGCGCAGAACCGAGAAGCUGCAGCAGCCAAAAAAAAGCAACAGGAAUUUGAGAAGGAGCAGAAAGCAGCUGCGAAAGCAGAGAAGAAGAGACUGCGAGAAGAAGUGAAAGCUGCCAAGGCAGCAGCGAAGAAGUUGAAGAAUAGAAAGUCAGCUUCGAAAGAGGAUAAGGUGGACCCUUCACCAGAGAAGCCCAUGGAUGUCGAGGCCGAUUUGGAAGAUGACGUUUCGGAGCCUGUGGCUGACGGAGAGGGUGAAGAUGAAGCCGCUGCUGAGGAGGUUGAAGCGGUGGAGACUGAAGUGAAGAAGAAGAGGAGAAGACGCGUGGCUUCGCCGAAAGCAAAGGGCAGACCCCGCAAGAUCGAGUUCAUCGAAUCCUGGUUUUUCGAGCGCUGCGGUCAAUCGGAUGUCAUCAACAAGAGCCUCGUGCAGGAGCUGAGCAUCUUUAUGAAGCAGUGGCGCACCGUCUCCUACAAGAAGGACGAGCACACGGUGCACAAGGACGUGCCCGGAAUGACUCCAUACUGGUCUCGUGAUGCGGCUGGCAUAAAGAUGGAGAAGGAGGAUGGCUCGGGCAAAUUCCAGGCUUGCUACUUUGCCCUCCGCCUCGACAAGUGCUCUUCGAUGGCUGUGAACUUGUACCUGGCAAAGAAGUUCCAGGAGAAGUGCGCUGCGGAAGCGCCUGGGUGGGCUGAGGGCUCUGAGGUGGCGAAAAAAGUGCUAAGCCUUGCUGUCUGCAUCCUGUCUUCUGUGGCAGUAUGCAUGUUUAAUUGGUUGCUUUUUGUCAUUGCAUCUCCUGUGAAGGCGCAUGGCCGCGGUGGCAUGAGGAUUCCCUCUCCCGUGGUGCUGACAGUGGACCUGAAGUCUGGGACACUUUGUGGUUGUGCAGGGAAAGGUGGCGAUUCUCCUGGGAAGGGCGUUGGGAGCAUGGCUGGCAACAAGGGCGCUGAUGGGGGGUCGAAAUGCACCGGGGUGCCUGAACCAAAGCAUAGCCCGAGACGCCACCUUGGGGUUCCUGAGCCAGAAGGUGAGCCGAAGGGUGAGCCGAAGGGUGAGCCGAAGGGGGAGCCGAAGGGUGAGCCGAAGGGUGAGCUGAAGGGUGAGCCGAAGAGUGAGCCGAAGGGCGAGCCGAAGGGUGAGCCGAAGGGCGAGCCGAAGGGCGAGCCGAAGGGCGAGCCGAAGGGCGAGCCGAAGGGGGAGCCGAAGGGGAAGCCGAAGGGCGCUGGGCCCAAAGGCAAAGGAGACAAAGGCCUCCUUCCGAAAGCCACACCUUUCAAGGGCAAAGGCAUGGGCACGGCCACCUGGCCCAAGCCCAAAGCAAUGCCAGGCGGGCCUGGGGUGCCUUCCCUUCCUGGACGUGGCAUGUGGGUUCAGGCCUGGAUGUGGCUUCCUGUACCAGAGCGGCCAGCAUCCGAGAUGGAGACUGAGGAGAUCCUCGUGGAGCCCGAGCCCACUGAAUAUGACUUAGCUGCCGGAGGUGAACCUGCCGGCUCGGUGCUUCAGAUGGCAGUCUUCACAGGCGGGAACAUUCCGAGCACCUGCGUUCAGAUCGACGUUACAGAAGCCAUCGCCGAAGCCAGCGCCAUGAGCGAAAGUGCAGGGACCAUAGUGAGGGCCGCGGUGACCGCAGAAAACGUAGCCACAGGUAGAGAACAAGUUCUGCGACUGAGUCCAAGUGGAAAACAUGGCUGCGGCUUCACUGCCUUCGGCAAUGCGCUGUUGACUUACAUGCAGCUGGCGCUGCCGCCGCUGCAUGGGCGCGCCUGCGCGAAGUGGCAGGAAGAGGAAAAUAUGUGGCCUGCAGCCCCGCUGCCGUUUGAGAUGAUCGAAGUGUUUGCUGGGGACGCUGCUGUCAGCAAGUCCUGCCGGCUUGCUUGGAUCAGCACAGCAGCUCUGGAUGUCAGAUACAGCGCUGACAUGCGGCACAGCAGGUUCAAGCGUCCUGCCAUGGUAUCCCCGCUUCGAGCACCUGAUGAGUUGUCUCCCCAUCUGGUGCGCAGCUUGGUGGGGAAGGCACUAUGGAAAAGGCACAAAGCUUGGAGCAACUGCUCACUUGUCUCAAUGCUUUGCCGGGGCGUCUUGAAGAAGGCUGACAGGGAGAAGUGCAUAGUGAAGACCACGAAGAAGACCAUGAAAGAUGGCCGCGCCACCUACUCUGGAAAUAAGUCUUAUCCCAUAUCGUUUGGCCUCCGCAUCCAACGUCUCUUCUGGCAGACGAAGGGCAGCAGCACUUGGACUCCUGAUGACCGAGCUGCGGCUGACGAGAUUGCCCGGAGAUUGCCGGAGAUGGACCGGAGAUUUAGGUUUCCAAGUAGAGCUUGGUCUUGCGGUGACGUAGUAGCCGGGGCCUCUGCUGUAGUCGACCAGAUGGACGGUGCAGCUACCGACCUAGAAGUUGUGAACUACAAGCGGGGCCUCCUGUCCGAGACCAGUGACAUGCAGGUGGAUGAACUGGAGCAGCUCUUGAAGGAACGUUGGCUUUUUGUUAAGCACGAGCAGCACGAAGAUAUGUUGACGCAGCAGAUCCGCAACGACCUCUACACAAAGAUGAGCGAACCGCCUGUGCCUACACCUGUUCGUGCAGACCAUGCCCCUCCUACCGUGGAAGUUACUGGCGCUGCUGGCUUUGACCAUUCUGCUCUGGAAACAGUUACAGCAACUUUGGUGGACAGCCCUGCAGGUGCGGAGAAGGCCGGAUGCGACUCGGCCCGUGCCAAUUCCUUUGGUGACCUGAGCAAAACUGAAUGGGAUUCCAUGGGCAUUGACCCGCUUGCCAUCAUCGACUUGGACGACAAUGACGCUGAAGAAUCUGCGGCUUUGAAAGCUCUGGAAGUGGAGCCGGAUCGCAAGAAGAUGACGGCCACGAAGCAAAUGCCCGUGAAAGCAUCCCCUUCCGCGACUCCCUCUGAGUUCCCUGCACCGAAAGCUCCUGGAAUUCCUGCGCCUGCUCAAGGAGAUGCCGCAUCGCAGCUGGCUGAGCUGCAGAAAAAGUUGGGGGCUGACAAGAUGCUUGAGCUUCUGACUGGCUGCGGCAAACCUGUUUCUUGCCCAGGCCUUUCACCACCAGUGCAGAAAGAAAUUUUCACCCCAUCUGCCAGCACUCCCAAAGCAUGUCCUCUGGCCUCGGUGUGCCCAAAGCUGCCCCAGCUUCGGCGAGAAGCACUUUACAUGCGCCUGAAAAGACUGUGCGAGAAGAAAGCUGGUGGUGCCCUGUCGGUUGAUCCUGAAACCCAUAACAUGUGGGUUUCGGGCAACCGAGACGUCUUGAGUUUGGCGUUGGUGGCAGCCCUGAGGAAGUGCGGAAGCGAAGACACCGCUGAGUUCGCUGCGAAGGUGGUCAAGGUUCGUCAGUACACGACCGAAAGGGAAGAGACUCUCCAUGGCAAGUGGUGUACUGAAGAGAGCAUGCAGCGGGACUUGAAGUACAGCGCGACUUUGAUCUCAAAGAUCAAGGCAUACUGCUACCGGUUCAAAUCAGUGCUCACCAGGGCUUUCAAAUACGACGACAAGGUGACCGAAUUUUUCGUUCAAACUGAAGAGCCGGUGAAGAUUCGAAAGUGCGACUUGGAAGGCUUCAAGACCAUGGAAGGCUUGGACCCAGACGCCCCCGCCCCUGGCCCAUCGGACCUGCCUCAGCAAGAGCUUAUGCCGGGAGUACCUCAGCAGGACGGUGGUUCUGUGCCUGCGCCCAUGGUUGCUGAGACCAAGGACAACUUGGAUAAGUUCGUGGAAAGCCUGCACAAAAAGGCAAGCGCCGCAACGGUGUGGGUGACAUCAUUGGAACCCCCAAACUUGGAGAAACCCAAUGACAAGCAAAAAGCGUUUGUCGCCGAUGUGCAGCGCAUCCUUGAGUCAAUGGAGGCCGCCUUCUUGCAGUUAGCCGAAUGCCAGCACAUGCUGGAAGAGCAUGGCAAAACUCCACAGUUUGACGAGAAGUACCAGAAGGCCAAGGAAGCAGCCCGACAGCCGUGUGUCAGCUUGCUGGCAAAAGAGCACACCUACAAGCUGCUUCUUCCGGCUGGGCGCAACUGUCCUGGCAAGCGCAAGGAUCCCCCUGGUGAGAUUCCUCCAGCGAAGUCCGAGCCUGGGGCCAAAUCGAAGCCGAAGGCCAAAGCGCAGACUGGCAAGAAGCCUAAGCAGUGUGUUGCUCAGCCGGCCUUUGCAAAGCGGAAAGCACCUCUGGCACACAGCAAUGUGGCCAAAAGUUUGGCACGCAGUCUUGCUCGAGGCGUUUUUUGGUCGCAGGCCCCAGCAGUGCAGCUACAGGAGCAUGCCCGUGCAAUCCUCGCCGAUGAUGAGCGUUUGGGCAUUCGACGGAAGGACCCGGUGCUGCAGCGCUUGGCGAAGAAUACACCAGCGCAUGCGGCAGAAAGUGCGUUCCGCACUUUUGAAGCCCAAGAGAUGCGGGCGCCCAUUUCUGUGACUCGUGUGACUGUGGGCUCGGCCGCGAACCACCCGCUCCUCAAUCCCACUGACUUUGUCCGAGGCCUGGCGAAGAGCAAAAACUUGGAACUGCUUUUGCCGCACGAGGAUCUUGCAAAGUGCAAAGAAACCUUGCAGGAAUUUUGGUCCCGGUGGCGGGCACAGUAUGGGGAAGACCAUACCAUCUUCCAGGAGGUGCGGAAGGAGGAUUUGCAAGAAGAAAAGCCCUAUUAUGAUAAUAUCGUGGCAGAGUACGUUGGGGCGUGUUUUUGUGCUCUCAGAGAAACCUACGCCAAUGAUCCUGACGUGCUAACGGACGCCUUGAGGCACAUCGUCCUAAAUUUUCAGCAUGGCUUACGCGAUGGCAUUGAGGUGGUCUACCGCGGUGAAAAGUUUCGCCUCCGACUUUGCUGCUUGGUCACCAAGGGUGAUUGGCCGUGGCUGAUAGAAGCAGGUGGGCUGACAAGGCAUUUCAGGCGAGCAGCCAAAAAAUCGGAAGCUAAGACGGUGCCCAACGCCGGCCUAUGCCACUUUUGCCUUGCAGGUACAGAGGGUGUUCCUUGCAGUGACACAAGCGACACGGCUGCAUGGAUCCAAACCAUGGGCUCAGCGGCUGCGUCUUUUGCUUGGGAUGUUGAAAGCCCUAUCACUCUUGGUCUCGUGAAAAACCCGGCGGAGCCGGCAAUGCUGUUCCGCCCGGACCUCUUCCACAAUUGGCAUCUGGGGAUGGGUCAGUGCUUCGUCGGCUCUACCUUGGUCCUCCUUUCUUCUAUGUGCCCUGGCUCCAGCAUCCCAAAGCGCUUUGAGGAGCUCACUCAGCUGUGGAGGGCUGCGUGCUGUAGCCUGGAAGUAUGCAUCCGUGCAUCACCAGGUCUCAUAGGUCCCGGAAGCCGUAUCUCCUUGAAAUUACCCGAACAUGUGCCUGGCUGGGCCCUUCUGACUGGCCGGAGGGAAUGGCUAGAAUGGCAACUGGAGCAACCGGAUUGGGCUGUCCAACUUCAAGAUGAUGAACGGUUCUUGACUAUUCUCCUGGUGUUGCGUUGCAUCAAUUCUGUGUUCCGCAAGCUCUACAGUUCUGGGGUGUGGUUGCCUCAAGAUGUUGCUCUUGAAGUUGGCCGCCAAGGCCCGGAGAUCAACCCGGAAUUGUGCAAUUCCUCGGUGAGCACCCCGGAUUCUCAGGAUCGAGGAGGAACUAUCGCUGGUGUCGAUCUGCUGGUGACAUCUGAAUGGCCGUUGCACUUGGAGGUGGAUGAUGCAUCGUUUGUUACACCUGUGCCACCGUGUGACCGUUUGUCCUUGCUGAGGGUGACUGACUUGUGUUCGGGCCUAGGGGGUUUCUCUGUCACUGCUCCCCGCCUUGGAUUUACGGUGGGUGCUGGGGUUGAUCAGAAUGAACGAUGGGGUCCUCUGUUUUCUGUCUUGCAUCCGGAUGCUUCCUUUUUCUGUGGGGACCUCAUGGACACUGCUGUGCUUAGGAAGUUGUUGGCACAAGGACACUUCCAUGGAGUUGUUUGCUCAGGCAUAGCUUGUCAGCCGCACUCAGUUUUGGGAGACAGGCGGGGCAUGGCAGAUCCGAGGGCACAGUCCCUACCCAAGACUUUGUCUGUCGCAUGGUUGUUGCAAGCGGCCAUUUUGGUCCUCGAGUGUACCCCAGAAGUUCUUCGAGAUGCUCAGGCGCAGGAAGUCCUCCGUCAGUUUUGUGUCUCAACAGGAUAUCGGAUGACUCAAACCAUCCUGAGGCUGGCCAAUUCUUGGUGCUGCAAAAGGGACCGAUGGGUUGCAGUGCUCACUGCACCAGUGCUUCCGAUGUGUGAACUGCAAGACAUGCCUCAGGAAACAUCCGUCCCAUGCAUCCGUGACCUCAUUGCAGAGUUUGGAGUUUGGCACCAAUAUGAUCAAGCCCAGUUGAAUCUCAACCUGUAUGAGUUGUCCAAGUACUAUCAAUAUGCUGCAGGUGGAAUUGAUGAGUCGUUUAUCAAACUCCAUGAGAAACUGCCGACACUCCUUCACAGUGCAGGAAAUCAGAUGUACACUUGUGCUUGUGGCUGCCGAGCAGCACUGUCGGAGCAGGUUUUGGACUUGGCCUUGGAAUUGCCGCCCUGUAACCCCUUGCCGUUGUUUCAAGAAUACAUGGCUGAGGUGAUUCAUGCUUGCCGACUCAAAUGGCCACCUGCCACCAUGCCAUGUGCACCGACAGCUGAGGAUCCCAUUGAAGAGACUGAAGUGGCUGGCCUGAUCACACUCUCCAGGCCGCUGUCAGAUGAAUCGGAUGUUCUGGUUCGUGUUUCCCCAGGGUCUACAGGUGAGCAAUUGCUUGCGGCCGAGGUCAAGCUAGGGAAUGCAGUGAAGGAUUUUCAACUCAGAGUCAAUGGUGAACCCAUGAAUCCAUCUCAGACGUUUCCUAAUGAUGCUCUGGUUUCCUUGGUUUCCCCAGCCUGGACUCCUGAACAACUGUAUGCCGAAAAGCAGGUCCCAUGCUGUCUUGAUGUUGAUGCCUUUUUGCACUUUGUCCGAGCAUCCGAUGCAUUCGAGCCUGGUCCCAUGAAUGACCUAGGGCGUCUUAGUGCAGUGCGUCAUCCGGACAUGCCCAAUGUCACCCGUCAGAGUGUUUUGGCCAUGCAAGGACCGGUAUGGGGUGACGAUGAACUCCUCUUUGGCCUUCACCAGAUUGCAGAUAACACUGAUGCAGAUCAAUGUGUCACCGUUUGGGAUCCACUUUUGAUUUCAGGUCUUGUGCAACAGGAUGUACCUGCAACAUGGUCCCAGUUGGUCGCUGCCUUGCGUCCUAUGACAACUGUGGUUUCUGCGGUCCUCUUGGGGGGUCAUUGGAUUCCGUUGGUUUGGAGGAUUGACACGGUUGGUGCUAAGCUUCAUACCUUGGCGGUUACUGUGUACUUUGAGCCCGUCCUGGACUCUCUGUGUCGGGCGAUCGACCUUUACCGGGGAGGGGCGAGAGGUGUCUGGAAAGCUCAUGAACCCGGUUUUGUGCCUGGUGGCUACUGUGGUGCUUUGGCCUUGUGCUUUGUUCGCCAUCUGUUGUGGGGUUGGCUUUUGGUUGAUGACCAGUGUUCUCUGCAAUGGGUUUCUGAUCAGAUGAGAAAGGACUUUGCUGCGCAACUUCCAGAACCAUGUCUCCGUCCUAUGUUGGCAGGUUUGGGUCUCACAGUCCAGGCACGUUUGGCAGACUUGUUGUGCAAACAUGGAGUGCCCACACAAGAGGCGAUGGGUCGUGCCACUUUGGCUAUCAAGGCUUUGGGUGAAGAUGGAAUUGGAAAGGCCCUGGACUCUGACAACCAGUGGCGUGAGUUGAAGUGGUUGGGAAAUCAAUCCAGGCCACCAUACAUGUUCAUCAAGCCUUCUGAGUUGCAAUCCCAAAUUGAACUGCGAGACAAGGACAAGCCAGUAGGACAAAAGAAGCACAAAUCCCGGCCGUCCAAGGGCAAGGGCAAGGGAUUGUCGACCCAGCUCAGUGUGGACCCAGCUUCUUUGAGACUUGAGACAGGGAUUUUCCAGAGCGAACAGGGUCAGUUGCUUCCUCAGCUUGGUCUGUCGCAGGUUGGACCUACUGCGGUUGGGGUAGUGGUUGUGUCGGUGCAUACCAUUGAGCCGUACUUGAAGGCUGGCAAUCCAUUGUCUUCUGGGCCAUUGGCCUUCUUUGUCGUUGAUUCACCGGGUGUGGUCAUGCAUCCGUUGUUGCAUAUCUUUGCACAGGUACCUCCUCUUCAAAAGUGCCUUGACCAGGAGUGCUGUGGAUGUGAAAGCUGGCAUAAGUCGCCAGAUUACCCGAUGGAGUCCCCAGUUUUGGAAGUUUGGGGGAAACAAUGGUUGAUGUUGGACUUCAAGAGCGCUGCGCCAGAUCGAGCAGAGCUGUUUACAGCCCAUAUGCGAUUGCCUGAAUGCAUGCAGAUGCAGGUUCAACAUUUCUCAGGACAUGAUGGGGUUUUUCUUGAACCGAAGUCAAUCGAUGGCCGACAUCCGUCUCAUGAGUUCACUGUCAUCUGGAUGCCCAAGGUAGAUGAAGCUCAGCUGCUUGUCCAAAGGCAGACAGUUGCCAACGUUGUCGGCAUGGCCCGUCUAGGUCUUAAGAUGGGAUUGAGGUGCAGAGCCGAACAUGCAGCGGAGGUCUUCUCCAAGUUGCGACCAGGCCAGACUUUCCUGCCGCCAGGCAAGCGACAGACCUUUUUGGUGGGACCCUUUGACUUUGGCACACUGCAGACCUCAGUGACUCAGAUGUUGCACUCCAUUGGAUGGGUUGCAAAACCAAUUCAUGCCGUGGCAGCAAAGACACACGUCCAUGGAUUGAUGUUCAGGGUGCAAGCAGUGCAGGAACCUCCAAAAAAGGUCAUCCGCAUGGCUCACGGUGAUGUCAUGAUUGCCAAAGAAGAUGAAGCCUCGGUGCCUGAGAAGGUUGUGCCAAAGGUGGUAGCAACUUCCACCACGGAGUCUAUGAUUUCCAAGGCAGGGGAACAGGACUAUAUCCAGCAGCAUGACCCAUGGGCCAAAGCAGCCAGCCGUUUGCCUUCAAAGACAGCCACGUUCCAGAUUGGCAACCCUCUUGAGGACAUGACGCAGAAGGUCAUUGCUGAAGUGAUGGCACAGAUCCCCAAAGGGACAAUGGAGGUGGACUCUGAAGAAGGCCAAGCCAGUCGGGUGGCUGCCCUUGAGCAACAGUUCCAAGAGCUUCAAGGCCAAACUCAGGUCAUUGCCGCUGCAACGCAGAAGAAUGCUCAGGAGACCGCCACACAGAUGCAAGAACUCAGGGGUCAAAUUCAGCAACAAGGAACCCACUUUGAAAGUGCCAUUGCAGCUCAGGCUUCCACCAUCCAGGGAUUCCAAGAUGCCUUCCAGGAGCAGUUCCGACAGCAGGUGAACCACCAGCAGACCAUGCUGGACAAUAUGUUCAGCAAGCAGAUGUGUCAAUUUGAAACUUUGCUUGCCAAACGUCCUCGCCAAGAGUUGUCGGAUCUGGACUUUGAGGACACAAUCCAGUGGGGCCUGUUAUGCCACUGUUUGCCGGCGGUGUUUGUUUUCUCUGGAGUUGGUGAUCAGUGUUUUGUGGAUUUUGGGCCGCGCUGGACUUUUUUGGCCCUUGGCCUUAUGGACUCCAGGUGGUUCCUUUUGUUUGCACUUUGCAAUUUGUUGCGCGUUGGAGAAGCCCUGCAUCCGGGUCCGGCCGUUGUGUACUCUUCAGCGAGAGUUCAAGUAGUUGGGGUUUCCUUGGCGGAUACUUGGGUCACGGUUGGCAUGUUGUAUGGCUACCCCUGCAAUGCCUCCCACAAACAGGCGCGGUAUCAAACGGAUGCCAUGUUGGCUGAUUUGGUCGACAGGGUAGGCUGCCAAGCAUCUGGGCCUAGGGCCAUAGGUGGGGACUUCAACUUUGGGCCAGAGGAAUUGGAGCAGCUCAGUCGCCUCCAUAUGCUGGGUUUUCGAGAGGUCCAAGAUUUGCGCGCUUGGCGCACAGGUCAAUCAGUCGAAGCUACGGGGAGGGGUUCCAAAAGAAUUGACCAAUUGUGGAUUUCCCCAGAACUUCAGCGGGUCUUGGUGUCUGUUCGCGUUGAGUUUGAUCAUUGGGCUGACCAUGCAGCGGUGAUGGCUACCUUUUCCCAUGAGGGCCUCGUUGUUAAUGUUGAUUCCUGGCCUGCUCCUUCUCAGUUUCCGUGGCCAAAAGAAUGGACUUGCCAAGUUGAACCGCCUGGAAGCGGAGACCUCUCCUUGGCCUAUGCCCAAUUUUGGAAUCAGGUUGAAACACAGGCUAAGUGUUGGGUGCGUCACCAGGGGGUUCCAGUUUUGAAGGGUCAGCUCGGCAGAGCCAGUGUAUUGGAACCCAAGAAGGUCAAGGAGCACUUGGCACCUGUGAAGAAAGGCCGACCAGGAGAUGUCCAACCCUCUUACCUGGGAGUCAGCUUGCAGCAUGCCAGAUUCUUCAAGCAGCUUCGGCGUUUGCAGUCACUCUCCCGUAUCCUUGCCAAGGGGGUCACAACUUGGAGUGGACGGAUCAGCUGUGAUGAAACCUGGAGGGCCAUCCGUUCUGCAGUUGGAUUUCCAGGAGGUUUCGGGGACUGGUGGGUGGCACAGGGUUUGGAGCCUCGUCUUAGGGGGACUUUACCGUUGCUUUGCCCUGAUUUGGACUUUGCACAGGGCCUCUUCUUGGGCUUUCAACAGUUUGUUAUGAAGUAUGAGCAAACCUUGAUUAGCCAGAGGUACCAGCAUGCCAAGCACCGUCGGGCCCAAGGUUUAGCCUAUGUCUUUCAGGAAGUACGUCCUGAUGACCAGUCCGUUGUACUGACUCGUCCUGCUCAGCUCUUUGAUGACUUGCCAGUGGUGGUUGAGGGACGGGUGGUUGAAGUGGUGGUGCAUCAUGAAGAUCAGGUUUGGCUGACUGCUGUGGAUGGCAUUCAACCUGGUCAUGUGCUCACACAGGAACGUGCUAUCAGUUCAGAUGAGGCCAUUUUGGCAAGGUUUCAACAAGCGGUUAGGCAUAAGAAGCCGAAAGCAGCACGAGGUCCGGACGGGGUCUCUCAACCUGAUCUGAUGGCGUUACCUGAGACGGCCUGUGAAGCCCUUCUUGGAAUUUACAGGGCAGUUGAGAGGGGGGCGGGAUGGCCCAUCCAAAUGGCCAGUGGAUUUGUGGCCAGUCUUGCUAAGACGCCUAAUGCCCAGAGUGUGGAUGAGUUCCGUCCUGUGGUGGUUUACAGCUUGGCUUACCGGAUCUGGUCGUCAGAGCGUGCACGAGAGGCCUUGCACUCAGUCUCCAGCCUCCUUCCGGCUAGUGUCCAUGGGGGUGUCCCGGCCCGACAAGCCAAAACCAUUUGGUAUGAACUUGCGUCAGCAAUGGAACUUGCAUAUCUUAAUGGGGAAGGUCUGCAUGGGCUCCUGAUGGACAUUCAAAAGUGUUUCAACAACAUCCCCCGCCAGCCACUGUGGUGGGCUUUGGUCUUGAUGGGUUUCCCCGAACCUGUCCUUCGGGCGUGGGUUGCGUUUGUUUCAGGCCAAACUAGGCGCUUCAAAGUCCGUCGUUCAGUGGGCCUUCCCAUUUCUUCCAACUGUGGGCUUCCUGAAGGUUGUGCACUGUCGGUUUUUGGCAUGACAAUGAUUGACUGGAUUUUGGAUUGGUGGCUGGGUGGUUUGGAGGUGGCAGUGGACUUGCGUACUUUUGUUGAUGACUGGGGUGUGAUGUUUCGAUGUGCUGAGGCCUUGCCUAGGAUCUGGACUUCCAUUGAGCAAUUCACUGGCCACUUGGACUUGGCCAUUGACCUUUCAAAGACGAGGGUCUGGUCCACAGAAGCUACUGCUCGCCGUGAUUUCAGAGGCAGCAGUACUGUCGCAGUGUGGAUCAGACUCCGUGCCAGCCAGGGGCCAUACCGCUUCAAGGUGACAGCCAUACACAUGAUGGCGUGGCCACGGGCUCUUCAUGGCAUCUCAGUUGUCCAUUUGGGUGCAUGUCAUUACAAGACUUUGCGAGCAGGUGCUGUGCGUGCACUCAGGGCUGACAAGAAAGGCUCAAAUCCCUACUUGCACUUGGUUGCUUCUGCUUUGAUGACAGACCCUGAGGCCUGGUCCAUUGUUCAGACGGUGCGGGAUGUUCGGGAAUUGGGGUCUGACCAAGUUGAACCUCUGCUGGGCCUGUUUGCUGGGAGUGGUGAACCCUUACCCCAGAAUGGUCCCACGGCUAUUUUAUGUUCCCGACUGCAGCGACUUGGAUGGGGCAUUGGGGGUCAAGGCCUAGUGCAGGACCGUUUGGGUACCUUCAGCUUGAUGUCUAUCUCCUGGGAUGAGUUGGUUCUUCGCAUUAAGCUCUCUUGGGGCUCCGUGUUGGCUCGUGAACUGGGUCAUCGAUCUACCUUUGAUGGACUGGCAAAUGUGGACUUGCCAGAACUCUACAGAGCCCUGUCGGUUUUUGGUCCUGCUGACUUGGUUUUCUUGCGGUGUCACCUUGAUGGAACCCUUUUCACCCAGAAUGGCCGGGCGAAGUUCCAGCCGGGAGUAACAGACAAGUGUCCAUGGUGCCCUGCCAAAGAUGGAUUUCAUCAUCGGGCCUGGAUUUGCCCGCACUUUGCUGCCUGUCGGUCUCAUCUUACUCCUGCGCAACAGCGUGCCCUUGUCACUCUCCCUCCUUGUUUGGUUGAUCACGGUUGGCCUGUUUUGUUGCCGGAGUGGGAAGUUUUUGCGGGGAUGUUGCUUCGGUCUGAUGGACUUUGUCGGAUGUCACCAGCAGAACCACCAGCAGGUAGUGACUCGCAGCUGCUGGAACUUUUCAUGGAUGGUACAAGUGCUUUUCCGAAAGAAGUGAAGCUUCGAUUUGCAAGCUGGGCCGUGACCUUGGUUUCUGGAGUUGGGAUUUUAGAUAACCAAGUCCUCAUGGGAGGCCAUGUCUCAGGCUUGUGCCAAACGGCAUUCAGAGCGGAGCUGACAGCGGCAUUACAUGCAAUACGUUGGGCAGUAAUGCACCGCAGGCGUGUGCGCUUGUGGUGUGACUGUCAGAGUGUGGUGCGUGGAGUCAACAAAGCUUUGCAACGAAAACGGUGGAGGCGCAAUGGACCUCACUCUGAUCUGUGGGGACAGCUACAUGCUUGGGUGCGGGGCAAUGAAGACUUGAUCCAAAUCAGAAAGGUUGUUUCUCAUGGUGAAAUACAUCGAGCGUUGGAUCCACUGGAGCAAUGGGUCUACUGGCACAACAAUUUGACAGACAAGGCGGCAGAAGCCAUUAACUACCGCCGUGAGCCUGAAUUUUGGGCCGUGUGGACACAACUGCGGAGUGCACUUGAAUUUUACCGGCAGUUGCACUCCGCAAUACUUCGGGUGCUCUUACAGACAUCGAAAAUGGCAGCAGCCGAACAGCGGCCCGUGCAGAUGGUACCGCAGGUUGUUGCACUGCCGACACAGGUUCAAGUGGCACCGGUGGCUUGGGAAAUUCCGACAUCUUUGGUGCGUCGGUAUGGAGAGGUCAAUUUGCAGAAGCUGCAUGACUGGUGGACAGUUUGGGGGCCAGGUAUGUUGACCAGCUCAGUGCCGCUGUCCCAAAUUUCAGGGCUGCAGCUUUUUGUGUCCUUCAACCUACACACUGGAUAUCAAGGGCCGUGGUGUUACAAGAAGCGUUGGUACGACAAUGAGGAGGCAGUCCCAGAGAAAGGACGCCAGACUUGGGGCAAUAGGUGGGAUGCAUCCAUGUUGGACAGGGUGGACCAGGUCCUUCUCACCCAGCAGGGUCGUCAGACCGUAAAUGCGGCUGAUGUGGCUCGGCUUCAAGCUGCAAGAA
Messenger RNA from Cladocopium goreaui, 14983 nucleotides. The record is from the annotation of a GenBank genome assembly. NCBI's taxonomy places the organism in Eukaryota, Dinophyceae, Suessiales, Symbiodiniaceae.